Molecule: messenger RNA, 2073 nt
Organism: Phragmites australis (common reed)
Lineage: Eukaryota; Viridiplantae; Streptophyta; Magnoliopsida; Poales; Poaceae
Exons: 6
Coding region: 92-1609 (505 amino acids)
Source: RefSeq, a predicted model, not a curated record
CACACACUCAAGUGACUCACUCACGAAUUCAUCUCUCUCACGAGCCACACAGUCGCACGCCACGCCGCCGCAGAUCUCCGGCUCCGCCGCCAUGGAGUACGAGCGCAUUGAGAAGCCGUUCCCCACCCAGGGCGGCGGGUUCUCGCCGAAGCGGUUGCGCGCGAUGCUGCUGGGGGUGGAGAAGCGCCGCAGGGGGCAGGACGCGGAGGAGGACGGCGGGGAGGAGUACGACGCCGUGCCCAAGGCCUCCGUCAGAUCCGACGCCGACGCCGACGCGCGCGGAGGAGAUUACAUGUGCGAAGAAUACAAGGACGUGGAUGUAGUGAGCACCAUCACGGAAUCUUCGUCCUCGCUAGAGACAGGGAGUGGUCACCGAUCGCGAGACACCCACUCCAUGGGUUCGAGGGUCAGGGUGCCCGAAGAGGACUCCUGUGACUCGGAGAGUGUGGCCUCCAACUUUGAAUUCCACAAGGAGCGAGGGGGCUCCGCUCGGUCGGCGGCGGCAUCAGCUGUUCCUCCGUUCUCAAAGCCUGCCCCAUCAAAGUGGGACAAUGCCCAGAAAUGGAUCGCGAGCCCGGCAACAAACCGUCCUAGCAGGGCUGGUGUGGCGCUACCAAGGAAGAUGGAGAAACCUGGCUCUGGUGGCGUGAGACUGCCGGUGACAAAGAUUGUGCUUGAGGCCACAGAGGAGAUAGAUACCAAGAGGAUGGACCCAAGCCAAGAAAAGAGGGAAAUUGGGUGGCAGAAAGCGGCAAAUUGGGCACCUCCGGAUCCCUAUCCAGAAGAGGAGCCUUGCUCAAAGACUGCCCUUGCUGCAGAAAUUACAAUAGCUGAUCCAGCUGUUACUUUUAGUCGUAAUGAUUCAUUCACCACGCUUCAGGGUGCAACAACAUGCAUACCUCCUCCAUCAACAGUUCGGUCGGUGUCAAUGAGGGAUAUGGGCACUGAAAUGACUCCUAUUGCAAGCCAAGAACCAUCCCGGACAGGAACACCAGUGAGAGCAACAAGUCCAAAUUUUUCUCGGCCAACUACUCCACGAAAGACGUUCGGCCCCAACGCAAUUAGUGCUGCUAUCAGCCAUGGAGAAUAUAGCAAUGCAGAAUUAAGCGAACAGGAACUGCAAACAAAAACUAGGAGAGAGAUAAUGCUUCUUGGCACACAGCUAGGUAAGACCAAUAUUGCAGCAUGGGCAAGCAAGAAGGAGGAGGAAAAGGAUGCAUCACUUUCGCUGAAAACAGUGUCAAUGGACCAAUCGAUCCAGAACAUAACUGAAAUCCGUGCAGCUGCAUGGGAGGAGGCGGAAAAGGCCAAAUAUCAAGCAAGGUUCAAACGAGAAGAGAUCAAGAUCCAAGCAUGGGAGGAUCAUCAGAAAGCCAAAAUCGAAGCUGAAAUGAGAAAAAUUGAGGUUGAGGUGGAGCGGAUGCGUGCCCGUGCGCAGGACAAGCUGAUGACCCAGCUCGCAUCGGCGAGGCACAAUGCAGACGAGAAGCGUGCCGCCGCGGAGUUGAAAAGGAACCGCGCGGCUGCAAGGACGGCCGAACAGGCGGAGUACAUCAGGAGGACCGGCCGGUUGCCGUCUUCCUUUGGCUGCUGGAACUGGUGCUCGUAGAGAGCAUGCCAUUGCAAGCUCUCUCUCUCUCUCUACUUCCCUGUCUGUGAAGCAUCCUCACCUGCUGUUACGGUCUACUAGCGAAUGAAAUGAAUCUGGUUUUGCCAAGUAUUUCCCUUCAGUCGGUUCAGUAGAUAUGUCACAACAGAAGGGGAUGAAUCACUUGUAUCUCUCUCUCUCUCUCUCUCUCUCUACACAUAAGAUGCGAGCUUCAAGCCUUCUGUGUUGUGCAGUUACUAUAAGUGUCACAGAUGUAACGAAUUCAUGGUUAAACCUCAAGGCCCCAGUUCGAAGAAUUGCAGGCUGUUCUAUCCAUGUUCAUAGCACACACUGUAAUAGAGGUAGCGCAGCCACUGGAUGGAGAGCCAACCUCCUCUUUCACCUGAGUUGAUAACCAGAUCAGGAGCCUUCUAGUAAGCAUUCAUCAGAGGCUUACUCUUCAGUUCAAUUCACAGAAUGGAGGC